Nematolebias whitei (Rio pearlfish) is the source of this 732-nucleotide messenger RNA. RefSeq names its product peptidylprolyl isomerase H (cyclophilin H) (gene ppih). Gene Ontology annotation, biological process: protein folding; protein peptidyl-prolyl isomerization. Gene Ontology annotation, molecular function: peptidyl-prolyl cis-trans isomerase activity. The coding region runs from base 118 to 651 and encodes 177 amino acids. The transcript has 9 exons. Lineage: Eukaryota; Metazoa; Chordata; Actinopteri; Cyprinodontiformes; Rivulidae. Gene Ontology annotation, cellular component: intracellular membrane-bounded organelle. The record is from RefSeq and is a predicted model, not a curated record.
CGUGAGCUUCCGUUGGUCACAACUACGCAUGUUCCGCAUGUUCAAAUGAUUCGCAAGUAAUUUUCCAAACGGUAUCUUGUUUUAUUUAACAAUAAAAGAUUCUGGAAAAGCGCCAUAAUGUCUGUUCAGGCAACAAACCCCAAUAACCCGAUUGUGUUCUUCGACAUCACCAUCGGAGGGCAGGAUGUUGGACGGAUGAAAGUUGAGCUGUUUGCCGAUGUGGUUCCAAAGACGGCUGAGAAUUUUCGGCAGUUCUGCACAGGAGAGUUUCGGAAGGAUGGUGUUCCCAUUGGUUUUAAAGGCUGCACAUUCCACAGGGUGAUCAAAGACUUCAUGAUACAAGGAGGAGACUUUGUGAAUGGAGAUGGGACUGGUAUCUGCAGCAUCUACAGAGGUCCAUUUGCAGAUGAAAACUUCAAAAUGAAGCAUUCAGCACCUGGUCUCCUGUCAAUGGCAAACAGUGGACCGGGAACAAACGGUUGCCAGUUUUUUAUUACCUGCACAAAAUGUGAUUGGUUAGACGGGAAGCACGUUGUUUUUGGGAAAGUGGUUGAUGGCCUGCUAAUCAUGAGGAAAAUAGAGAAUGUUCCUACAGGACCCAACAACAAACCCAAACUCCCCAUCCUCAUCGCUCAGUGUGGAGAGAUGUGAUCCAGCUAACCGCGCUCUACAUCGAGUCAUGUCUUGAAUGUUACUUGAUGCCCAUCAGCAAAGAUCUAUUAUUUCCUGCCU